Cebus imitator (Panamanian white-faced capuchin) is the source of this 1403-nucleotide messenger RNA. It is a transcript of the gene DEGS2, whose product is annotated as delta 4-desaturase, sphingolipid 2. The record is from RefSeq and is a predicted model, not a curated record. Gene Ontology annotation, molecular function: sphingolipid delta-4 desaturase activity. NCBI's taxonomy places the organism in Eukaryota, Metazoa, Chordata, Mammalia, Primates, Cebidae. Gene Ontology annotation, cellular component: membrane. The transcript has 2 exons. Gene Ontology annotation, biological process: ceramide biosynthetic process; sphinganine metabolic process. The coding region runs from base 21 to 1016 and encodes 331 amino acids.
UUGGGGCCCCAGCUGAUUGGAUGGUGCUGGCCCACAUUGAGGGCAGGCCUUCCCCACUCAGUCCAAUUACUUGCUCCCAGUCUGGAAACACCUUGGCAGACACACUCGAAAAAAUGGGGCAUGCCUCCAAGUACCCGGCCAUCAAGGCCCUGAUGCGGCCGGACCCGAGCCUCAAGUGGACGGUGCUGGCGCUGGUGCUGGCGCAGCUGCUGGCCUGCUGGCUGGUGCGCGGGCUGGCCUGGCGCUGGCUGCUGUUCUGGGCCUACACCCUUGGCGGCUGCGUGAACCACUCGCUGACGCUGGCCAUCCACGACAUCUCACACAAUGCAGCCUUUGGCACCGGUUGUGCUGCGCGCAACCGCUGGCUGGCCGUGUUCGCUAACCUGCCUGUGGGUGUGCCCUACGCCGCCUCCUUCAAGAAGUACCACGUGGACCACCACCGCUACCUGGGUGGCGACGGACUGGAUGUGGACGUGCCCACGCGCCUGGAGGGCUGGUUCUUUUGCACGCCCACCCGCAAGCUGCUCUGGCUGGUGCUGCAGCCCUUCUUCUACUCACUGAGGCCGCUCUGUGUCCACCCCAGGGCCGUGACCCGCAUGGAGGUGCUCAAUGCACUGGUGCAGCUGGUGGCGGACGUGGCCAUCUUUGCCCUGUGGGGGCUCAAGCCUGUGGUCUACCUGCUGGCCAGCUCCUUCCUGGGCCUGGGCCUGCACCCCAUCUCAGGCCACUUCGUGGCCGAGCACUACAUGUUCCUCAAGGGCCACGAGACCUACUCCUACUACGGGCCCCUCAACUGGAUCACCUUCAAUGUGGGCUACCACGUGGAGCACCACGACUUCCCCAGCAUCCCAGGCUGCAACCUGCCCCUGGUGCGGAAGAUUGCGCCCGAGUACUACGACCACCUGCCGCAGCACUCCUCAUGGGUGAGGGUGCUCUGGGAUUUUGUGUUUCAGGACUCCCUGGGGCCCUAUGCCAGGGUGAAGCGGGUGUACAGGCUCGCAAAGGAUGGCCUGUGAGGCUGCCUCCUGGUGGCCAUCAUCCCCCACCUGCCCCUCCGGCCUCUCACCCCAGCUCUGAGGGGAUGCAUUUCCUUCCUGCGCCCCGGGCUGCUGCCCUUGUCCCCUCAGAGCGUCCUGCACAGCACACCUGGCCACAGCAGUGUGGGCUGCAGGGCUCUAUCUGCUCGUGGACUCACCCUGGACCUUUGCAGUGGCCCUCCCUUUCCGUCCCUCACCGGGCAAGGCCUGGACCUGCCCGUGGUGACCUGGGUGCUCUGAGCCCACAGUACCCACAGAGCUGACUUCUUGGGGUGCCUGUGCCGUCCAUUAAACCUGGCGUCUGUUUCACAAAAAAAAAAAAAAAAAAAAAAAAAAAAAAAAAAAAAAAAAAAAAAAAAAAAAAAA